Messenger RNA from Chanos chanos (milkfish), 3047 nucleotides. RefSeq names its product forkhead box P4 (gene foxp4). The record is from RefSeq and is a predicted model, not a curated record. Gene Ontology annotation, cellular component: nucleus. The coding region runs from base 486 to 2585 and encodes 699 amino acids. The transcript has 18 exons. Gene Ontology annotation, biological process: regulation of transcription by RNA polymerase II. NCBI's taxonomy places the organism in Eukaryota, Metazoa, Chordata, Actinopteri, Gonorynchiformes, Chanidae. Gene Ontology annotation, molecular function: DNA-binding transcription repressor activity, RNA polymerase II-specific; RNA polymerase II cis-regulatory region sequence-specific DNA binding.
CUCUCCGAAUGAGAAAGGGACAGAUGAGAUGCCAAAAACUCAAGCAACAACCGUCACUGGGACUUCUGGAAAGGCUAUAUUGUGAAUAAACGAGAACAAGAGAGAAAACUACAAGCUGGGAAGAAACCACGAAGAGGCAUAAAAUCUGCGUGCUUUUUCUUCAUGAACUUCCAAGAACGGUGACCAUGCAGCCUCUGAGCUAGUGCACGAUUAUUGUUUCGACUUAUCACCAACUGAGUGAUCAGUUUGAAAGAGAGAGGAAGCAAAUAAAGGGAAAGGAAGAACUAAUAAAGACGACCGCCGUUGAAAGUAAUGGUCCAGCGAUAUCAAUCUUAGAUCAAGAGUUUUUUUCUGUUGCGUUGCUCCAUUUCAACGUUUUUGGAAUCGCUGGGACAUUUCACAGAACCUGGAAGCAAGAUAUCCACAUGGUCCAGCCCGUAGCGUGAAAGUUGAGUUCUUCAGAAUUUCCGAACAGGUGCCACGUGAUGAUGGUAGAAUCAGCAACUGAGACCAUUCGAACAACGCCCUCCAAUCAGAAUGGAGUCAGCAGCUUGAGCAGCCAAUCAGAUGGUGGGGGAAGAGAGGGUGGAUCCAAUGGAGACACCAAUGGAGAGAUCAGCCCUGUGGAUUUACUGCACCUUCAGCAGCAGCAGGCCCUUCAGGCAGCGCGCCAGUUCCUCCUCCAGCAGGCCACUGGGCUCAACUCCCCCAGCAGCAACGAGGUCAAACAGAGCCCUGUGCAGGUGCCAGUGUCCAUGGCGAUGAUGAGCCCACAGAUGAUCACUCCUCAGCAGAUGCAGCAGAUCCUGUCUCCUCCUCAGCUUCAGGCCCUUCUUCAACAGCAGCAGGCUCUCAUGCUGCAGCAGCUGCAGGAAUACUAUAAGAAACAGCAGGAACAGUUGCACCUCCAGCUCCUCACUCAGCAGCAGCAGCAGCAGGCGGGGAAGCAGGCCAAAGAGCAGCAGCAGCUGGGGAAUAAGCAGCUGGCUUUUCAGCAACAGUUGAUCCAGAUGCAACAGUUGCAGCAGCAGCACAUCCUCAAUCUGCAGAGACAGGGCCUGGUCAGCCUUCAGCCAGGCCAGGGAGCCGUACCCAUGCAGAGCCUGCAGCAAGCCAUGUGUCCGACUGACCUGCAGCAGCUGUGGAAGGAUGUCUCUGGCGUUCAGAGCGCUGAGGAGGCCAUUAAGCAUGAAGGCCUUGACCUGAGCACCAACAGCUCCAACUCUACCUCAUACUCAGCCUCCAAGGUCUCACCUCAGAUAGCCCAUCAUCCUUUGCCAAAUGGACAGAACUCUGUGCAUACUCCAAAGAGAGACAGAGCAAGACUCUUUGAGUGGAUCUCGUCCUUCACCAAGGGAGAGUCCGGUGACGAGCAUCUCACGCCUUACUCCAAAGGCGCUCCACUGCAGAGCACCCACUCGUCCCACGAGGAGCACACAGGCUCCCAUCCUCUCUACGGACACGGAGAGUGCAAAUGGCCUGGCUGUGAGGCCCUGUGUGAGGAUAUGGGACAGUUCAUCAAGCACCUAAACAGUGAGCACGCGUUGGAUGAUCGUAGCACAGCCCAGUGCAGAGUACAGAUGCAGGUCGUGCAGCAGCUGGAAAUACAGCUGGCUAAGGAGAGUGAGCGUCUGCAGGCUAUGAUGACCCACCUGCACAUGCGCCCAUCAGAGCCAAAGCCUUUCAACCAACCUCUGAACCUGGCCUCCAGUGCCUCUCUGCUGAAGAGGGAGAGUGAGGCGUUUCCGGAGGGUUUACCUCACCCCCCCACCUCAGCGGCUGCCCCCAUCACGCCCCUGCGACAGGGCCCGUCUGUCAUCAGCUCCUCCAGCCUGCACGGCGUGGGCCCCAUCCGCCGACGCAACUCCGACAAGUUCUGCACCCCCAUUGCCUCCGAAUUGGCGCAGAAUUGUGAAUUCUAUAAAAACGCUGAUGUCAGACCUCCGUUCACCUAUGCCUCACUCAUACGGCAUGCCAUUCUGGAAGCCCCUGACCGACAGCUGACUCUCAAUGAGAUCUACAACUGGUUUACACGAAUGUUUGCCUAUUUCAGGAGAAAUACAGCAACAUGGAAGAAUGCUGUUCGCCAUAACCUGAGUCUGCACAAGUGUUUUGUGCGAGUGGAGAAUGUCAAGGGGGCGGUGUGGACUGUGGAUGAAGUGGAAUACCAAAAGAGGAGACCACCAAAGAUGACCGGAAGCCCCACUCUGGUGAAGAAUAUGAUUUCGGGACUGGGAUUCGGCUCCCUCAAUGCCAGCUACCAGGCAGCACUGGCUGAGAGCAGCCUCUCUCUCCUGAACAGCCCAACUCUGGUGAACAACAGUACAGGUGCCAGUCUCAACAUGAUGCAUGUGGGCCAUGAUGAUGUCAGCAGCACCGUGGAGCAGGUCAAUAGUAAUGGCAGCUGCAGUCCCGGCCUCUCUCCUCAGCAGUAUGGACACCAGGUCCAUGUGAAGGAGGAGCCCACUGAGAUGGAAGAGGAUAGCAGGCCUGUGUCUCUCAUGGCAUCUGUCACCCAGAACCUGACAAUGCCUGGCGAUGAACGGGAAAUGGAGGAGGAGCUUCCCACUGAGGAGUUGGAGUAGAUACGAGGAGAAGAGGCGGAGCUCUGCGGCCCCGCCCCCCAUCCUGAGAUGUAAAAUUAAAUGACCACAAGCAAGUGAGGAAAAAACAAAAAUAGGGAUGAUACAAAACCAACAUAAAGAAACUAAAAACCAAAACAGGGUUAGACCUCAUCAGUUCAUAAAUGCAAAGACACAGAAUUUUUUAUUUUUAGUUUUUGUCUCCCCGCAUUUUAUUUUUAUUUUGUAUUUCCUUACGUACUCUCCUUUUCAAUCAGUCCCAUUGCUCAAGCCACUUCUAGGACCAGAAACAAGUUGUACACCUACGCGUCACAUAGCCACUAUUCUUUUGCUGGACUGACACAAGCUGUUGCAGAGGACUGGCGUAUGUUCCCAGGCCAACUGAAGUUCAAUAUACACGCAGGUGUGUGCUUGUUUGUGUGUUCAGGCAUACACACCACAUCAUGUUGUUGUUUUCUUGUUUUU